CCUCGGAGAAAAACAAGACUCGUGGACAUUCACACCUGUUUCUUGUCUUAUAUGUAUCUCAUAUGUUAUUGUCUGAAAAUCCAAAGUUCCAAACAGAAAAUCUGCAAUCGUUUUUUUCUCUCAAAUGUCGCCUCAACUUGAUCCGGUCGCUGAGCUCGAAAGCUUAAAAACACAUGUUAAUCAUUCAGGAAGUCCAAGCUUCUCUACAAUUGGCCAGCGUCACCAAUCUGGUGAAGGUUCAAAGCUGUCACCUAGUGGUUCACCAAGAAAGGAGAAUGAGCUUCAGGGAGAACAUUCCCACCACAAGAAAUCUCUGUUCUCGAAAAUGAAAGACAAGGCAAAAAAGCUGCAGCACAGUCUAAGCAACAAGAAGAGACAUGAUGAAGAAGGUGAUGCAACCAUGUCUCCCUUUGCCAGAUUCGAAGACCAUCAAGUUAGAGAAAAAGAAGGUUAUGAGACACUCUCACCACGUGACAACUUGAAAGACCGUAAAGCCAGAGAAGAAAGAGAAACAGGAGAAGAAGAAGAUCCUGAAUAUCUUGGAGCCCCAAUGUAUGAAUCAAAGAAAGCACCUGAAGAGUUGAAGGAAACUGCGAGGCAGCAUCCCCGGGAAAAUGUUGUGAUCACUGAGACGAAUGUCUUGUCUGUUCUCCCAUCCAAACACGACGCUAAACAAGAACAUAAAGAUUGUACUGGUUCCAACAAAGAAAACUCUCUGGUCCCUGAGAAGAAUGUUUUGUCUGAUGUCAAGCAAGAGAAGCCUGCUGAUAAGACAGGGAAGGAGUGCACAAACCAAGAACCUAUUAGUCCAAGCAAGACGGUAACAGAAACCGUGACAGAGACGCUAGCACCUGCUUAUGCUAAAGUCUCUGAUGCAACACACGCCAUAACUAAGAAGAUUCAAGAUAUGGCUUUUCCGGUACCAACAGAGUCAGCAGAACGAGAAACAAAUGAUGUUUCAGAAAUCAACUCUGCAGGAACUAACCAGCCCGCUGGCUUCAAUACUAAGGUAUGGGACAAAGGCGUAUCGAUGAAGGAAUACAUAAUCCAGAAGUUUGAGCCUGGAGAAGACGAUAGAGCACUUUCUAGAGUGAUAUCUAAAGCUAUCAGUCCUCGUAAAGCUUCUUCUGAGGCUUCUACAUUUAGUGGAGCCACAAACAUGGUACCUGCUCCUAAUUCAGCAGACAACAAAGCUCCACUUUUAGCCAACACGCAUGAAAUUGUUGAGGAAGAAACUCAUGGAAAGAUGCUUCAACCAAACUAAAGAACAGAGAAGGCUUUUUUUAAUCAUGUUGUCUGAAGUCUGUUGUAUUUGUUGUAUACGUAAAUCUUUUUGUUUUCUUCAUUCAUUUAGCCGACUGUUAGUUUCUAUUGACC
Molecule: messenger RNA, 1377 nt
Organism: Thlaspi arvense
Lineage: Eukaryota; Viridiplantae; Streptophyta; Magnoliopsida; Brassicales; Brassicaceae
Source: the annotation of a GenBank genome assembly